AUGGAAAUCAGCGAAAUUCGUGUGUUGAUGCAGUAUGAGUUCCACCGUGGAGCUACAACACGGCAGGCAGUCGCCAAUAUCAAUGGUGUGUUCGGCAUUCAAGUGGCUACAAACGCGACUGUAGCUCGUUGGUUUAAAAAAUUUCGUUCGGGAGAUUUCGACCUGUCGAAUGAACCACGUGGCCGACCCAAGACUCAGGUGGAUAAUGUCGUCCUGAAAGCCACUGCGGAAGCGAAUCCUAGCCAAAGUGCACGUGAAUUAUCAUUAAUGUACAAUGUAUCGAAGCAAACAAUCUCGACUCAUUUGGCAGAAAUCGGUAAAGUGAAAAAGCUGGACAAAUGGAUACCGCAUGAAUUGACCGAUGACUCGAAAUCCUCCUGCACGACAACGCUCGACCACAUGCCGCACGAAUGA
This is a messenger RNA of Megalopta genalis, 414 nucleotides long. The record is from RefSeq and is a predicted model, not a curated record. Lineage: Eukaryota; Metazoa; Arthropoda; Insecta; Hymenoptera; Halictidae.